This is a messenger RNA of Porites lobata, 970 nucleotides long. Lineage: Eukaryota; Metazoa; Cnidaria; Anthozoa; Scleractinia; Poritidae. The record is from the annotation of a GenBank genome assembly.
AUGCCGACAACUCCGAGCGACAACACUGGCGAAAGCGGUGAUGGUUCGGUUCCGAAUUCAUCGACUACACAUCACACGGUGAUUACAGUUCCAGUGAAUAUCCCGCUACCAGAAAAGUUAGAUUUAAGCGGCGGAAAUCUUCCUGUUAAAUGGCAACGAUUCAGUCGAGCGUGGUCGAACUACGAAAUUGCUGCUCAACUCAAAGACCCGGAAAAUCCGGAUAGGAACAAGCAACGAAGGACGGCCACCCUGCUCACCUGCAUCGGGUCGGAUGCGCUAGAUGUUAUUGACUCAAUGGAGUUUGAGUCCGAAGACCAGCGGAAAGAGCCAGACGUGAUACUUGAGAAGAUGGAAAAAUACUGCAUUGGGGAAUGCAAUGAAACCUACGAAAGAUAUGUCUUCAACCGAAGGGAUCAGGAGUCUAAUGAGUCUGUGGAUGCCUAUGUUACUGCUCUACGUAAAUUAGCCAAGACCUGCAAUUAUGGGACACUAGCCGACUCACUAAUCCGUGAUAGAAUAGUGGUUGGCAUUAAUGACAAUUCAGCUCGAAAGAAACUACUACAAGCAGGCAAACUCACCUUGAGUCAAUGUAUUGACAUUUGUAGAUCUUCAGAGACCUCCGCACGGCAACUGAAGACUAUGAAUCAGGAGGAUGUCCGUCUCGUAAAGGAGGAAAAAAGUCAACCCGGCAGGCAAAAAGAAGGCUGGAGUAUCGGACAACAGGCCCCGCACUGAAUCACGAGAGUCCAGAAUGACAUGCAAAUUUUAAGCUAGGCAGCAUCCCUUCGCCAAGAAGAACUGUCCAGCUUGGGGAAACACUUGCAAGAAGUGCGGCCUCCCAAACCAUUUUGCAGUCUGUUGCAGAGAAUCAAAGAAAAAGGUGCUUUUUAUGGAUUUUGACUCCGAUGAUGACGAAUAUGUCGCAGAGAUUGAUGUGAAAGAGCAAGUCAAUGCACUAGCCCCCGCAGUC